UGACAAAAACCUUCAACAACAAGUCGGUCUACCUCCACCGCACUCUUGUCUUCCGUAUUUCAGUUGGAAUAAAAAAAUGGACUUUUCAUCUCCGUCGCCGCCUAUGGGUAGUGGUCAGUCUCCGGAAGCAUUGAUGGAACAGGUGCAGGCGCAGCUACAACAAGCUUACGCGGAGGAGUUGAUAGAGACGCUGAGAGGAAAAUGCUUUGAUAAAUGUGUAACAAAGCCAGGAUCAAGCCUUAGCAGUGGCGAGAGUAGCUGCGUCUCUAGAUGCGUUGAUCGUUACAUUGAAGCCAUGGGUAUCAUUAGCCGUUCUCUCUUCUCCCAACAACGUUGAUCAGCACUCUCUUUUAAGCUACUACUGUUGUUUUGAGUCUUUGUCAUUAAGACAGACAAUCACCAGCUUUGGUUUCUUUAUGUGGUGAUAUAACUUUAUUACAAUGUUGACGACAAUAAUCUCCGCUUGACAUUUUCAUGAAAAGUUCUUUGGAAAUCAAAUAUGUUUCUUGAUGAUA
Molecule: messenger RNA, 515 nt
Organism: Brassica napus (rape)
Lineage: Eukaryota; Viridiplantae; Streptophyta; Magnoliopsida; Brassicales; Brassicaceae
Product: mitochondrial import inner membrane translocase subunit TIM13
Exons: 2
Coding region: 77-337 (86 amino acids)
Biological process (GO): protein insertion into mitochondrial inner membrane
Cellular component (GO): mitochondrial inner membrane
Source: RefSeq, a predicted model, not a curated record